AUUUUUGCAUAUAUGUCCAUUAUGGAAUUUAGCCUGUAAUUAUCUUUAUGUGCUGGGUCAUUAUGUGGUUUGGGUAUAAUGGUAAUGGAGACCUCAUAGAAAAAAUUGAUCAGUGUUCUUUCUAUUUUGUGGACUAAUUUGUAGAGUAUAGGCAUUAACUUGUCUUUGAAAUUCAGAUAGAAUUCUGCACAAAGAACAUCUGAUCCUGGGUGGAUUUUGGUUGAGAAAAUUUUAAUGACUGCUUCUAUUUCACUAGGAAUAAUAAGUUUGUUCAAAAUGCACAUAUUAUCUUGAUUUAGCUUCACUACGUGGUACCUAUCAAGAAAACUAUCCAUUUCUUUUAGACUUUCAAAUUUAGUGGAGUGAAGGGAUUUUAAAGUAUGUUCUUAUGAUUCUAAGAAUUUCCUUAGAAUUUAUUAUGUCAAGUGGGUACUAAAGACUUCCAUGGCAAUAAUUCCAGGAAGAAAAAAUGUGGAAAGUAGAUAAUAAAUUCUGCAGAAUUGUUUUGUUUGCCUUUCAAGAGGAAUGUGAUUUUAUGCCUAAUAUGAAAUAUCUCCACAACAAAACUUUAAUUUUAUAUUUGAUCAGCUGAUAUACAGAAGACCCCUGCUUCAAAGAUACUGAUAAAAUGAAUGUUUUCUAGGGCUAUUAUGUCCAGCAUAAUGCAAGGAGAUAUAACAUUUUUUCCAAUAAAGGACAGGUAAGUAGGUGAUGGUGGUGAGAUGCUGAAGGAGCUGAGUCAGUAUGUAGAUCUCUGGAUUUAUUGACUACCCCCACAGAAACCCAUAAAGUAUUUACUUUUCAUCUGGAAAAAUCUGUGAUAAGCAGGCUCUCAAAUGCAUAAAAGGCAGUGGAGGCUGAGCUGGGGCAGUCCUAAAGGCACCAUGGCAAGGCUCAUUCUUGUCACAGGUGAGUUGGUAAUCAGACUUAGAGCCUCAGUCUUGCCUAUUUUUUGCCUCAAAAUCUGACAACCAAGGAGCAUAUUUCAUAGUACAGUAUUAUUAUGAUAAAAUUUAUUGUAUUUUCUUAUUUAUUUUCUCUUCUUCUUUAACCAGGAUUUCGCAUGAUCUUCCACCAUGGGCUAUUGUGACACUUCUUCUUUGAUGUCAAUGCCACGGCCUAGCAGAAAGUCUCAUUCAUGUGCAAUGCACAUGCUCUUUUCUCCUUGGUGCAAGCCAGUCAUUCUGCUGCUCCUCUUGGUUUACCUCUUGCCUGACUUUGGAGUUGUGCUUAUGAAUCUGAUAGUGUCUUGAAACUAGAGUUCUACAGAGAUGAAAAUGAUUGGGAAGAGCUAGACCUAGCCAUGUGUUCUUUGCCCCUUACAUUGGAGAAUGUUUUUUCUCAUUUGUCCUUGAACAUGCUGUAGUUUUGGUGAAUUAAAGUGCAAGUUUUAUGAAUUGGGGCCUUCAAAGAGAUUGUGUCAGUAGUUGUUUAUGCCAUUUCAUUGAAAAUCUACCAACUGCUCUAAAUUUGCUAAAAUACUGAAUAUAUUCAAAUGACCCUAAGCUCAAUGUGUAAGAGAUUUAGAGUACAAGUGGUCUGAUGGCAUGGUGAUGUCAGAUGUCUACCAUUCAUCUAUCAGGAGUUAGGAGGUUCAAUGGUGAAGGAAAGUCUGAGCUAAUAGUGAGAUUGCCAGUUAAAAGCCAAAAACAAAAGAAAAGGUGAAACCCACUUUAAAAAAUCCAAAUACUGCUUUUGAAGCCCAUAAUAGAUAUGUGGCUCCUCGCAUCAUAUUAACUGUGGGGAAAAACCUUCAAAGAUAACUCAGAAAAACACAUCUAGAGGGGGUAUUGAUUGAUGCUUGAGUAUAUACCUCAAGUGUUGGAAGUCUGGGAUCACAAGGGCUCUGACAGCCAGGUAUUUCUGAAUGUUAGUCACAGAAAAGAACCAAUUUGUAAAAUUUUUAGUGCAUGUUGCUAGUGUAGACAGUUGAUUUCUGAAAAUAAUUAUCCUCAAUUAUGACACAGAAGGAGAAACAGGAGUGUCUUUACAUGUUUUCUGAAUUCAUAAAGAGUAGAGGGAAAUGUAUGUAUGGUAAUUGAAAAGGUCGCCCUUGGUACAUAUGUGAAGAUUUAUUUAUUUAAUAUUGAUCAACUUCUAGUAGAAUUGCCCAGACUCCUCAGAAAUGCUAAGGAUUCUAACAGCUACCCCUAAGUCCAUGUUUGUUCUCCCUCUGUAGAUCUGACACUUCUGCUGAAUGCCCAGCUGGGUUUUUCCUACCAGCUGAUGUGCUACUACAACAAUGUGGCCCAGGACAGGCCAGGACUGGGAAGUUUCAGUGUUGGUGAUAUUGACCCUUGUUUGUGUUCUCACCUCAUCUAUGCCUUUGCAGAGAUUCAGAACAACAGAAUCACACAAAGAAGAAUGGGUGACUUGACUGACUACCAAAUUUUACAUACCCUGAAAAACAGGAACAAUGAGUUGAUAACUCUCUUGGCUGUUGGAGGCAGUAAUACUGGAUCUGCCCCUUUUUCAUACAUGGUGUCCACUCCUGAGUUCCGCAAGACUUUCAUCAAGUCAGUUAUUGACUUCCUACGCCACUACGGAUUUGAUGGGCUGAACUUGGACUGGCAAUAUCCAGGGUCUCCUGGAAGCCAUGCUGAGGACAAGCAUCUCUUCACUGUCCUGGUGCAGGAAAUGUUUGAAGCUUUUCGGCAAGAAUCCCUGCAAAGCAAGAAGCCAAGGCUGAUGGUCACUGCUACAGUAGCUGGUAUCAUUUCCACCAUUGAGUCUGCAUAUGAAAUACCCCAGCUAUCCCAGUUCUUGGACUACAUCCUGGUCAUGACCUACAAUCUUCAUGACUAUAAGGAGAGAUACACUGGAGAAAACAGUCCUCUCUACAAAUCCCCAACUGACACUGGCACCAAUGCCUUCAUUAAUAUGGAUUACAUCAUGAAGUACUGGGUGAAAAAUGGAGCUGCAGCUGAGAAGCUUAUUGCUGGAUUCGCAACAUAUGCACAAACCUUCUAUCUGACUGACCCCUCUAACAAUGGAAUUGGUGCCCCAACCUCAAGCCCUGGCCCUGAAGGUCCCUACACACAGGAAUCUGGGAUCUUCACCUACUAUGAGGUUUGUACCGUCCUCACAAGAGGAGCCAUUCAGAUCUGGGAUGGCUCUCAGAAAGUUCCCUAUGCCUACCAAGGGAAUGAGUGGGUUGGCUAUGACACUGUUAAGAGCUUUCUUAUCAAGGCCCAGUGGCUUCAGCAGAACAAUUUUGGAGGUGCCAUGAUCUGGACCCUUGGCAUGGAUGACUUCACUGGCUCUUUCUGUAACCAGGGAAAGUUCCCUCUGACCUCUACAGUGAAGGAAGUCCUCAAGGUGACCAGCGCAAGUUGCAUGGUCUCAACUUCAGACCUUCAUCAGGUAAAUGCUCCACUAGACAGUGGGAGUGGAAAUCAGAAGAACACAACUGAGCCAGUGGAUUCUCUGCCUUCUGUGCCAAGAGAAUAAUAAAGAUGCCUUCCUGUACUGCUUGAAUGCAAUCUAAUCCCUGCACAAAUCUUAAGUGGACCCUGUCCUCAAUCCACCUGUGAUGAGGGGACAUGGCAUGAGCUUGGCCUUUCAGCUUUUCUCAUUACUCUGAACAGAACAGUCACCUUUGCUUUCUGCAAAGCUCCCUUGCUCUUCCCUAAAUUACUAAA
Molecule: messenger RNA, 3641 nt
Organism: Myodes glareolus (Bank vole)
Lineage: Eukaryota; Metazoa; Chordata; Mammalia; Rodentia; Cricetidae
Source: RefSeq, a predicted model, not a curated record